AUGAAGGACUGGCGGCGGUCUCCCGAGCCUGCGGGCAUGAUGGGCCUGAAGGACGCCGCGUACCAGGUGCAGGGUAACUGGGGCCAGCCCGACGAACUGCCAGACGACUUCGACCCUGCCGCACCGCUCCCUCCCACGCGGCGCCAUGAGCCCGCAACCGACGCAGCAUCUCGGCGCCUACCGAGCCUGUACUCGAUGUGCCUGCGCGUGAUCAUGCGCAACAUCUCUUCGGUCCAAGACCUGGGCGACAUGCCGUACCGCAACGCCGCGCCAAUUCUGGAAGAAUGCCGGAUCGACCAACUGAUCCUGCUCGAGGAAGCUUCGCCGCACCUGCUCGGACAUACAGACGAGAUCUGGAAACGCAACUGCCUGCGAGACUUCUUCGAGCUGCGCAAGAAGUACAGCGAGCCAAUCGCAGGCGCGGCUGCGCCACGCGAGCCCAAGAGCUGGCGCAAGCUGUACUUCCGCACCAAGGGCGAGAUCGAGCAAGCCAAGGUCGAAGCCGCACAGCGCAUCAAGGACAAGUACGCGCAGCACCGUGCGGAGAAAGACGCCAAGAAGCUUGUCGUGAGCGAUCGUCCGCUCAUGGCCAAGACAGCGCGCAGCAUCAGGCGCUUCGGCACAGGUCCGAGUGCCGGCGGCGUUACCAAGGGGCAGAGUUUGCUCAACAAGGCAAGGUCCGGCAGUGCUGCACAGGCCAAGCUCACGGCGCCGCGAAAUGGAAGACCCAUCUCUGGAUUCAAGACGCAGGGUCGGAGUCGGGCUGUUGGCAUCGAGAUCGCUCCGGAAGCUGCGGGCAUCGAAGCACGCACAACAUUACGGCCCAUGGUGGCGCCUCGAAAGAUCGACGACGGCGCGAGCGAUGGACUCGCGCGCCUGAAGGAGUUCUCCCGACCUUUGCCCGGCACUGAAGCCGAAGAAGCGAAAGCAAGGUCUGCCGCAUCCCGCCGGCCAGCUCCCAAAUCACCGGCAGACGGUUCAGCUGAGAACGUCGACAGCUUGGCCGCACAUACGGGACUGCCGAGGUUGAAGCCACAUCAAGUGGCGGCCGCACCACCACUUGCACCAUCUACAUCGUCACCUUCAAGGUCGGGCAGUGUAUCGCAUACUCGAAACGGCGCUCGCACUUCGAUUUCAGCUGGCACAGCUUCGCCAAGAGCAGAGCAGUCGCCUCGACCGCCUCCGCCAGACCUGGCACGAUCCGAGCGGAAGAAGCUCGACUUUUUUGGCACAGCACGAUCUUCCUCGCCGCGGGAUUCAACGGUGGAGGUGAGAGGCGUCAAGCGCGCCAGAACUUCAACCACGACUCAAACCAGCGGCAGCAAGGAGCGGCUACCAGCAACAUCUUCCGCUGCGAACAGCGGCAGCAGCCCGCACAGACGUGCACGAAAGGACGAUCCUGAUGCGCGGCAAGAGCGGAUACGUCAGUGA
Messenger RNA from Moesziomyces aphidis, 1431 nucleotides. Lineage: Eukaryota; Fungi; Basidiomycota; Ustilaginomycetes; Ustilaginales; Ustilaginaceae. The record is from the annotation of a GenBank genome assembly.